UUGGUCGUCGCAAAAGGUUCUCUACUACAGAUUUUCACGACAAAGGCAAUCUCUUCUGAAAUUGACCAUUCGCAGAAUCGAGAGAGACAGACUUCGAGGACUGACAAUCAAUACGACCGCCGACUCAACGACGACGAUGGCCUCGAAUCCUCCUUCCUAGGCGGCGACGGCAUGCUGAUCCGCGCCGAUCGAACCACCAACACCAAGCUUGUGCUCGUCGCUGAAUACCCAAUAUUUGGCGUUGUGACGGGACUUGCCAGAAUCAAGAUACCAAACUCAAAGUCUGGAGGCGAGGCUCUCCUGAUUGCUACAAGAGUGGCCAGACUGAGUCUGGUGCAAUGGGACCCUGAGAAACACGCACUCGAGGACGUCUCCAUCCACUUCUACGAAAAAGAAGAGCUUGAGGGCUCGCCAUUCGAUGGCCCCUUGAGCAAUCACCAAACCCAGCUUGCUGCCGACCCUGGCUCUCGAUGCGCCGCGCUCAGAUUCGGGCCGAGAUACGUUGCCUUUCUCCCUUUCAAGCAAAACGAUGAGGACAUUGAUAUGGAUGACUGGGAUGAAGAUGUGGAUGGACCUCGGCCGGCAAAAGAGCCGUCAGCAGCUGCGGCCACAAAUGGAACUAGCAACAUAGCAGAUGUACCAUACUCAACAUCAUACGUCCUCCCUCUUCCGCAGCUUGAUCCCAGUCUCCUUCAUCCUGUGCACCUCGCCUUCUUGCAUGAGUACCGAGAACCCACCUUCGGCAUCAUCUCCUCGACGCAACGGCGCUCCAACACCCUACCGCGGAAGGAUCACUUCUCCUACAAGGUCUUCACUCUCGACCUGCAGCAACGGGCGUCAACGGCCAUUCUCUCAGUCAACAACCUCCCUCAAGAUCUCUUCAAAGUCAUUGCUCUACCGGGCCCCAUUGGAGGCGCGCUGCUCGUCGGCACCAAUGAGCUGAUACAUAUCGACCAGUCAGGGAAGCCCAAUGGUGUGGCCGUCAAUCCGUUCACGAAAGAGACAACCAAUUUCCCUCUCGCCGAUCAAUCAGAAUUGGGCCUGCGACUCGAGAAUUGCGCCAUUGAGCAAAUGUCUCCUGAGAACGGAGAGCUACUCAUGGUGCUUAGCGACGGCCGCCUUGCAAUCAUCGCCUUCAAGAUCGACGGGCGGACAGUGUCGGGGGUCAGUGUUAAGCUUGUCGCCGCGGAAGCCGGGGGCAACAUUGUGCCGUGCGGAGCUUCUUCAAUCAAUAGAAUCAGCAAAAAUGUGUUCUUCGUUGGAAGCACGGGCAGUGACUCCCUCGUCGUGGGAGUCACUCGAAAGCAAGCACAGAGCGCUCGCAAAAAGACUCGUUUGGUGGACGAUUCCUUCGCGGAUGAUCUGGAGGAUGAAGACAUGGAAGAGGAUGACGACGAUGAUCUCUACGGCGAAACCACAACGACCGUUCAAACCGGCGUGGCAGCCAACGGAGUUCCCAAGGGCGGCGAAAUAUCGUUUCGCGUUCAUGAUUCUCUCUUGAGCUUGGCUCCGGUGAAGGAUAUGACCACGGGCAAACAGGCUUUCAUUCCGGAAAGCGAAGAAGAGAAGAACUCUGCCGGUGUGGUUGCAGACCUACAGCUCGCCGCCGCUGUGGGCAAAGGCAAUGCGGGUGCCAUCGCCAUCAUCAAUCAAAACAUCCAACCUAAGGUGAUUGGCAGUUUUGAAUUCCCGGAAGCAAGGGGAUUUUGGACCAUGUGUGUCCAAAAGCCGAUCCCGAAGUCGUUACAGGGCGAUAAAGGCGCAAAUGCUGCAGUGGGGAGCGAAUUCGAUGCUUCAUCUAUAUACGACAAGUUUAUGAUUGUUUCCAAGGUUGAUCUAGACGGCUACGAGACGUCAGACGUUUAUGCUCUUACAGGCGCUGGUUUUGAAGCGUUGACGGGAACGGAGUUUGAUCCUGCGGCGGGUUUUACGGUAGAGGCGGGCACGAUGGGGAAACACAUGCGCAUCAUUCAGGUGCUCAAAUCGGAAGUGCGAUGCUAUGAUGGAGAUCUGGGGUUGAGCCAGAUUUUGCCAAUGCUGGACGAAGAAACAGGAGCGGAACCCAGAGUCAUCAGCGCCAGCAUUGCGGACCCGUACAUUCUGCUGGUUCGGGAUGACUCGAGCAUCAUGGUGGCUCAAACAGACAAUAACAACGAUCUGGAAGAGGUCGAAAAGCAAGACGACACCAUUCUCUCAACCAAAUGGCUCGCUGGCUGUCUGUAUACCGACACUUCAGGUCUCUUCGCACCUAUUCAGACGGACAAGGGCACGCCAGAAGGUCAAAACAUUUUCAUGUUUUUGCUUAGCGCCGCGGGGGCUCUUUACAUUUACACCCUUCCCAACCUGUCGAAACCGGUCUAUGUCGCCGCCGGACUGACCUAUGUUCCGCCAUUCCUCUCCGCCGACUACGCCGUCAGACGUGGCACCGUGCAGGAAACGUUGACAGAGAUUCUGGUGGCUAACCUCGGCGACUCUACAACAACCUCUCCAUAUCUCAUUCUCCGCCAUGCAAAUGACGACAUCACCAUUUACGAACCUUUACGCCUUGAAUCAGAGGAUAAAUCCGAGGGCCUUGCAAAGACUCUGCAUUUCCAAAAGGUCACAAACCCGUACCUGGCCAAGAGUCCCGUCGAAGUAGCAGAUGACGACGCCAAUGAACAGCCACGUUUCGUGCCUCUCCGACCAUGCGGCAAUAUCAAUGGAUACAGCACAGUUUUCCUACCAGGGGCGUCGCCAUCAUUCAUCAUCAAGUCGUCGAAGAGCAACCCCAAAGUCAUGGGUCUGCAAGGCAUCGGUGUCCGCGGCAUGAGCUCUUUCCACACCGAAGGCUGCGAACGCGGCUUCAUCUACGCCGACUCAGAAGGCCACACCCGUGUCACACAGUUGCCGGCGGAUACGAGUUUCGAUCUGGGUGUCUCCGUUCGCAAGAUCCCGGUGGGUGACGCCAUCGGCCUCAUUGCCUACCAUCCCCCGAUGGAGACAUACGCCGUGGCCUGCAGCGUAGCGCAGCCGUUCGAGCUUCCCAAGGACGAUGACUACCACAAGGAAUGGGCUAAGGAGACCAUCACCACGUUCCCUCAGACGGAACGCAGCGUCAUCAAGCUCCUCAGUCCUGCUACAUGGUCGGUCAUUGACACGGUCGAGCUUGAGCAACACGAGGUCGCCAUGUGCAUGAAGACGUUGCAUCUCGAAGUGUCCGAGGAAACCAAGGAACGCCGUAUGCUCAUUGCCAUCGGCACCGCCAUCAACCGCGGCGAGGAUCUGCCCAUCAGAGGUCGCAUCCUCGUCUACGACGUUGUCCCCGUGGUUCCCCAGCCAGGGCGUCCCGAGACGAACAAGAAGCUGAAGCUUGUAGCCAAGGAGGAGAUCCCCCGCGGAGCCGUCACCGCACUGUGCGAAGUCGGCUCUCAGGGCCUCAUGCUCGUCGCCCAAGGACAGAAAUGCAUGGUACGCGGUCUGAAGGAAGACGGUACUCUCCUCCCUGUUGCUUUCAUGGACAUGAGCUGCUACGUCACCGCGGUCCGAGAGGUACGCGGCACCGGAUACUGCCUCAUGGCCGACGCUUUCAAAGGUGUAUGGUUCGUUGGCUAUGCGGAGGAGCCGUACAAGAUGAUGCUCUUCGGCAAGAGCACCGGCAAAUUCGAGGUCCUGACGGCGGACUUCCUCGUCGAUGGAGACGAGCUUCACAUCGUCGUCUGCGACAAGGACGGCGUCAUCCACGCCAUGCAAUUCGAUCCUGAGCAUCCCAAAUCCCUCCAGGGCCACCUCCUCCUCAACCGCGCCUCCUUCUCCGCGGCGCCGAACCACCCCACCGCGACCCUCUCCCUCCCACGCUCCUCAGCCGGCCCCUCGGCGUCCAAGAACUCUCCCACGACCCUGAUGCUGGCCUCCCCCACCGGCGCCCUCGCCGCCCUGACGCCCCUCUCGGAGCAGGCCUACCGCCGCCUCACCUCCCUCGCCAACAGUAUCGCCGCCGCCCUCCCCCACGCGGCCGCCACGAACCCCAAGGCCCACCGCCUCCCGCCCCUCGACGCCCGCCCGCCCGGCGUCGACACCAGCGCCGGCCGCACCAUCGUCGACGGCGCCCUGCUCUCCCGCUGGAACGAGCUCGGCGCCGGCCGCAGGUCCGAGGUCGCCGGCAAGGGCGGCUACGGCGACGUCCUCGAGGUCAGGGGCGAGCUGGAGGGCAUCCUCGGCUGGAGCGGUAUGAGUUACUUCUGA
This is a messenger RNA of Colletotrichum karsti, 4221 nucleotides long. Its product is annotated as CPSF A subunit region. The record is from RefSeq and is a predicted model, not a curated record. Gene Ontology annotation, molecular function: nucleic acid binding; protein binding. Lineage: Eukaryota; Fungi; Ascomycota; Sordariomycetes; Glomerellales; Glomerellaceae. The transcript has 5 exons. Gene Ontology annotation, cellular component: mRNA cleavage and polyadenylation specificity factor complex; nucleus.